AUGGGUGGCUGUGUAGCUUCUGUGAUGGAGAAGAAGAACGAGUGGAGUCUCAUCGACUACCCCGAGUAUCAGGCAUUCAAGCUGCUCACGAAGCAAGCUGAGCCUGUGCCUCUCACAGAAGAGCCCAAUGCUUCCGCAAUAUACCGUAUGGCCGGUACUUCGGAUAAGGAACAUCAAGAGCUUGUCUACAAGUACUACCAUGACGAGAUACCAUCGCAGCGGUUGUAUGCUGUGUGCAAGGAGCGUUCGAACAAGACAGCGCUGGCGUACCGUGUCCUAGAGAAAAUUGAGUGCACCACUAUCACGGAAAGCAACGGCAAAACCAAAAAAAUGGAAGUGUAUGUCUUUGAGCCUGAGCGGCGCACAAUAACUUAUGCGCAGUUUUGGACGAAUAUAGACAACCUGGGCAAGGGUCUUUGUGAAAUUGGACUGCAGGCGAAGCAGCAUGUAGCUAUAUAUGAAGAGACGCGUUGGGAAUGGUUCUGCACCAUCAAUGCUAUAUGGUCGCGCCAUAUGAUUGCUGUGACAGUUUAUGCAAACCUGGGGGAGGACGCACUUAUAUACGCAUUGAAGGAGACAGAAUGUCGUGCCAUCAUUUGUAAUGGGAAAAGUGUCCCGAAACUCAUGGGAAUGAUGAAGCAGUCGGGUGUGAGCAAUGCGAAGCUGAUUUACCUUGAUGAUCUUCCAGCAAACUCAGACACAUCAGGAUUCACCGUGUACCGUUGGGUUGAUGUUCUAAAGAAAGGUGAGGAAAGUAGCCUCCCAGAAGCGAACCUCCCCAACUCUGAAAACUGUGAUGACAUCUCGCUUGUCAUGUACACAAGCGGCACCACAGGAAACCCAAAGGGCGUGAGACACACUCACGGAAGCAUUGGAGCUGGUUUUGCUGCGCUGGGCCAGCGCGUGUUUGACCUACUUGGCGAAGCGAAGGAACCAGAAACAUACUGUUCUUACCUCCCACUUGCCCAUAUUAUGGAGCUCGGCGUGCUGAACGUUCUAUUCGCCCGAGGCUGUAUUGUUGGUUUUGGUCAUCCGCGCACUUUGACAGACAACUUUGCGAAGCCACAUGGAGACUUUGCAGAGUACCGCCCUGUUAUUGUCGUUGCUGUACCACGUGUAUUUGACACAAUAAAGAGGGCGGUGGAAGCCAAAUUACCCAAGCCUGGAACGCUGAAGCGUACUUUAUUUGACCGUGCGUACCAGGCUCGUCUAAAGGCGUUACAAGAGGGGAAAGAUACACCGUUCUUCAAUGAAAAGAUCUUCAGCCUAGUUCGUAAGGCAAUGGGGGGUCGUGUGCAUGUGAUGCUUACAGGUGGUGGCCCAAUGAGUCCUCUGACGCAGGAAUUCGUCAACGUCGUGUUUGGUAUGAUCAUUCAGGGUUGGGGCCUCACAGAGACAGUGUGCUGUGGCGGUAUCCAACGCACCGGAAACCUCCAAUAUGACAACGUCGGACAGCCGCUCAAGUCAGUGGAGUUUCGGCUCCUCGACACGGCGGUAUACCAUCACACCGACAAGCCGGAGCCACGGGGCGAGAUUCUGCUGCGAGGGCCCUUCCUGUUCAAGGGAUACCAUAAACAGGAGGAACUGACGAAGGAGGCGAUUGACAAGGAUGGCUGGUUCCAUACAGGUGACGUGGGCAGCAUCGAAGAUAAUGGUACGGUGCGUAUCAUAGGACGUGUUAAGGCGUUGGCGAAGAAUUCAAACGGGGAAUACAUUGCGAUGGAGACGCUCGAGGCAAUGUAUGGGCAGAACGAUCUUUGCACACCCAAUGGCGUGUGUGUGGUGGUGCACCCCAGCCGCAGCUACAUCGCAGCCCUGGCGCUGACGACGGAGCAGCUCGCGAUGCAUUUUGCGCAGAAGAACAAUAUAUCUGGAGAAUUCCCUGCCAUUCUCAACAGUGCGGAGUUUCGCGAGAAAGUGGAUGCGUCGUUCCAGGCAACGGCGCGGAAGGCCGGCCGCAGGAGCUUUGAAGUUCUACGACACGUGCAACUAAUACCGGACGAGUGGACUCCAGAGAACGAGACGUUGACAGCGGCGAUGAAGUUGAAGCGGCGCGUCAUCGAGGAGCGUUACAAACCAAUUAUUGAAGAACUAUUUGCUGAUGAUGUGUAG
Messenger RNA from Trypanosoma grayi, 2112 nucleotides. RefSeq names its product fatty acyl CoA synthetase. The record is from RefSeq and is a predicted model, not a curated record. Gene Ontology annotation, molecular function: long-chain fatty acid-CoA ligase activity. NCBI's taxonomy places the organism in Eukaryota, Euglenozoa, Kinetoplastea, Trypanosomatida, Trypanosomatidae. The transcript has a single exon. The coding region runs from base 1 to 2112 and encodes 703 amino acids. Gene Ontology annotation, cellular component: membrane; endoplasmic reticulum.